Molecule: messenger RNA, 1117 nt
Organism: Coregonus clupeaformis (lake whitefish)
Lineage: Eukaryota; Metazoa; Chordata; Actinopteri; Salmoniformes; Salmonidae
Product: folate receptor alpha
Exons: 5
Coding region: 368-1093 (241 amino acids)
Cellular component (GO): external side of plasma membrane
Molecular function (GO): signaling receptor activity
Source: RefSeq, a predicted model, not a curated record
UCAGGGGAGUUUUUUCUCCAUUCCAAGACACACACACCACAGACACACAUGAUCAUACACACACCUGGGGUUACAAAAGCUGCCCUGCGUUGUAAAGGACUCCACACCACGGACACCCAUGAUCAUACACACACCUGGGGUUACAAAAGCUGCCCUGCGUUGUAAAGGACUCCACACCACGGACACACAUGAUCAUACACACACCUGGGGUUACAAAAGCUGCCCUGCGUUGUAAAGGACUCCACACCACGGACACCCAUGAUCAUACACACACCUGGGGUUACAAAAGCUGCCCUGCGUUGUAAAGGACUCCACAUCACGUUUAGGUGAUUGAAACAGGACUGCUGCACCAAUAAGCUGUAGAGACAUGUGGUGGGUGUUGGUCCUGCUGCUAUCCCUGGCCAGCCGGGCUCUGUCUUUAGAAAAGCUCAACAUGUGUAUGGAUGCCAAACAUCACAAAAAAGAGCCUGGCGCCGAAGGACAACUCUAUCAACAGUGUGCUCCAUGGAGAGAUAAUGCAUGUUGUACGGCUAACACCAGUGCGGAGGCCCAUGAUGAUAACUCCUAUCUGUACAACUUUAACUGGAACCACUGUGGCAUCAUGACCCCCAAAUGCAAGAAACACUUCAUCCAGGACACCUGCUUCUACGAGUGCUCACCUCACCUUGGGCCCUGGAUACAGCAGGUGGACCAGUCUUGGCGUAAGGAGCGGAUCCUACACGUGCCUCUGUGUCAGGAGGACUGCCACAGCUGGUGGGACGACUGCAAGGAUGACUUCACCUGCAAACAGGACUGGCACUAUGGCUGGGACUGGACCACAGGGCAUAACCGCUGUCCUGCUGAGGCUAAGUGUCGUAAGUGGACUGAUGUCUUCCCUACAGCCCAGAUUAUGUGUGAGAAGAUCUGGUCUGACUCCUACAGCUACACUACUCUCUCCAACUCUUCUGGCCGCUGCAUGCAGCUGUGGUUCACCGGAAAGAACCCCAACGAGAAGGUGGCGGAAUACUACUUAAACCACGCCCCCUGGCAACAUGCUACCCCCGCCUCACUCCUCCUCCUGGCAACAAUGUCAUUAAGUGUUGUCCUGCUCUGAAUAAAACCACAGAUGUUAAUGUCA